This is a messenger RNA of Vicia faba (fava bean), 669 nucleotides long. The record is from the annotation of a GenBank genome assembly. NCBI's taxonomy places the organism in Eukaryota, Viridiplantae, Streptophyta, Magnoliopsida, Fabales, Fabaceae.
AUGGCACUUACAACGAACAAGGUUUCCAGCGGUCCUAUCUUGACUAAUAGAACGACACUUUGUAAAUCAAAUGGAGAACAUUAUUUUCCCUCAUCAGCCAGGAUCAACAGAGUACAGUUUUCAAAAGUUAGACUGGAACAUAGACAUCAGAGCAAUGGAUUUAUGCUCAAUGAGAGAUCAACCUUAUUCAAUGACUGGUUUGUUAAUGGAAAACCAGUAGGUUUAACCUCCAAGACAUCUCCUGUCUCAUGUAAAUCAACAGGAGCAAAUAAUACUGAAGAGAAAGAAUGUGUUACAACUUCUGAACAUGCCGAAGAUGGGAAAAAUGACCGCGCUCAUUCUGUUCGUGGCUUGGCUGAAGCUUAUAGAUUUGCCUGUAACGAUGCAAGGUUUCUCUCGCGGGGCAUAAUGAGGAUGGAUGCGCGUGCUCGCCAAGAUGUUGCUUUUCUAGGGACAGAAUUUCUCAAACUUGAUGCUCGGGCGAGAAAGGAUACUGAGAAAAUUGACCGUGGUGUGAAGGAAAAAGCUAAGCGCCUUAAUCGUAUUGCUACUAUCUUGAAAGAUAUAGCUGAGUCCAGAUUGAAAAGUGCCGCCGAUAAGCACUGGAGUGAUGGGGCUUUAGAGGUAAAUCUGUUAAUCUCUAAUCUAUCAGUUUUGAUUUGCAACUGA